CAGAAAAAUACUCUGAGAACCACAGGGAAGGUAGUACUGAAAACCAUCUUCCUUUUCCAAAUGGGGGUUGGGACCUUGUCCAAUGUCAUUCUCUUCUUCUAUAAUGUCUCUCCAAUCUGGCUGGGCCGCAGGAAGAGAGCCACACACGUGAUUCUCACCCACAUGGCCAUGGCCGAUUUCCUGGUUCUUCUCUCCACUGGGAUUCCCCACACGAUGGCAGCUUUUGUUUUGAAGAAUCCCUUGUCCAGUCUUGGGUGUAAGCUUGUCUAUUACACGCGCCUAGUGGCUCGCAGCACCACCCUGUGCUCCACCCGUGUCCUGAGCACCUAUCAGUUCUUCACUCUGAUCCCUGAGAGCGUGAAGUGGGCGAUGCUCAGAGGAAGCGCUCCCAAGGUCGUUGGUCCUUCCUGUUGUAUCUGCUGGAUGUUCAGUUUCUUAAUGUAUAUGUAUAUUUCUGUGAAAAUCACUGGUCCACAGGAAACAGGGAAUGAAACUGACUCCCAAGAGACGUGGUUUUGUUCAUGCUCAAGUCUCACUGCAGGUUUUGUCUUCCUGUGGUCCGUCUCUGAUGCCAUGUUCCUUGGCCUCGUGGGCUGGGCCAGUGGCUCCAUGGCGCUUCUCCUGCACAGACACCACCAGAGAGUGCAGCAUGUUCACACUCCCAAUGGCCACCACGAACGUCCCCAGGAGACUAGAGCCGCCCACACCGUCCUGAUGCUGGUGGUCACUUUUGCCAACUUUUGCAUUCUGAAUCCCGUUUUUACUUUUUAUAUGACUGCUUUUAUAGAUUCCCGUCUGUGGUUGACCCAGAUCUCUAAUGUUUUGGUUUCAUGUUUUCCCACUGUUAGCCCCUUCCGGCUGAUCCUUAGGGAUCCUAGAACUCCUAGGCUCUGCUCUUAA
This is a messenger RNA of Diceros bicornis minor, 900 nucleotides long. Its product is annotated as vomeronasal type-1 receptor 2-like. NCBI's taxonomy places the organism in Eukaryota, Metazoa, Chordata, Mammalia, Perissodactyla, Rhinocerotidae. The coding region runs from base 61 to 900 and encodes 279 amino acids. Gene Ontology annotation, cellular component: membrane. Gene Ontology annotation, biological process: G protein-coupled receptor signaling pathway. Gene Ontology annotation, molecular function: pheromone receptor activity. The record is from RefSeq and is a predicted model, not a curated record. The transcript has a single exon.